AUGCCAGAUAUAGAAUUAUGGACUAGUAAAAAAGUCUUAAAAGUGGAAGGUGGUGAGGAAAUAUUGAAAAAAAAUGAAGGAUUUGACUCAGAGAACGUGAUAAAAAAUGUUGAAGUAUUGAACAAGAAUGCAGGAAAUGAAGAAUUUGACCCAGAUAAAUAUAUCAAAGAGUUUGAAGAAUUAAGCAGGAAUGCAGGGAAAAUACAAGAGGAAACACUAAGGAAGGUACUAGAAGAAAACGCCUCAGCCGAGUACUUGCUAGAAGUAGGCCUUAAUGGAAGAGCAGACGAGGAGAGUUUUAAGCAACGUGUUCCUGUUGUAACUCACAAGGAUUUGGAACCCUAUAUUCAAAUGAUCAUCAAAGGAGAAACAAGUCCUAUUCUUACUGGAAAACCUUUUACUUCCUUUUCUGUUAGCUCUGGAACGACUCAGGGAAAACGCAAGUUUGUACCUUUCAAUGAUCAACUCUUUGAUAAUACUAUUCAACUCUUUCGUACUACUUUUGCUUAUCGGAACAGAGAGUUUCCUAUAAAAAAUGGAAAAGCAUUGAUGUUCCUUUACAGUAGCAAACCGUUCUUAACUGAAGGAGGCCUUCCUGCUGCAACAAAUGUUUGCCACCACCGCGGAUAUAAAGAUUUACUGAAGAACAUUCGUUCACAAAGUUGCAGCCCUGAUGAAGUCAUUUUCGGGUCUGUUUUCAAUGAAUCGUUAUACUGCCAUCUUCUGUGUGGCUUAUUGAGCUACAACGAGGUUGAAAGUAUUUACUCAACAUUUGCUCAUAGCAUUGUUCAAGCUUUUGAAACAUUCGAACAAGUUUGGGAAGAUCUUUGCUCUGAUAUCCGAUUUGGAAUCUUGAACGAGAGAGUCACUGACCCAAAUACUCGUGCUGCUAUGUCCAAACUGCUUAAGCCUAACCCCGAGUUGGCUGACAUGGUUACUAGAAAAUGCUUGGGUUUAAGCGAAUGGUAUGGCCUUAUACCAGAGCUUUUUCCGAAUGUUAAGUAUGUUUAUGGGAUAAUGACGGGCACUAUGGAGCCUUACAUUAAACAAUUAAGGCGGUAUGCUGGGGGAUUACCUUUGGUUUGUGCUGAUUACGCGGCUUCUGAAGGAUGGAUUGGGGCAAAUAUCAACCCAAGAUCGCCUCCUGAAGAUGCCACCUUUGUUGUUAUUCCGAACAUAGCAUACUACGAGUUUAUUCCUUUGAAGGAGGCUAUGAAUGGAGGUGCUGAACCAAAACCUGUUGGACUUGCUGAUGUUAAACUUGGUGAAGAGUAUGAAAUCAUCCUCACCAAUUUUGCAGGUUUAUAUCGUUACAGACUAGGAGAUACUGUCAAGGUAGCAGGCUUCCAUAACUCAACUCCGGAGCUCAAGUAUGUAUGUCGUCAAAACCUCAUGCUUUGCAUCAACAUCGACAAGAACACUGAGAAAGAUCUACAGGUGGCCGUAGAAGAAGCAAGCAAGUUAUUGGUAGCAGAAAAGGUAGACGUGAUUGAUUUCACCAGCCACGUUGACUUAACCAAAGAAGUAGGUCACUAUGUCAUAUUCUGGGAGCUAAGUGGUGAACCUGAUGAAAAUGUUCUAAAGGAAUGCUGCAACUGCUUGGACCUAUCAUUUGUUGAUAUAGGGUAUGUCAUAUCGCGUAAGGCAGGAAUGAUUGGACCACUUGAGCUUCGGAUUGUGAGGAAGGGAACGUUCAAUAAGAUACUGGUGCAUUGCUUGAACAUGGGAAAUACUCCUAACCAGUUUAAGACACCAAGAUAUGUUGGGUCUAACAAUAAGCCCCUCUUCCAAAUUGUAUGUGAUAAUGUUGCUAAAAGUUACUUUAGCACUGCAUAUUAAUGAAUUAGAGUGAUGUGUUUCAUCAUCCAUAAUAAGUGUAUGUUUCAAGCAAACUUUGCUUUAUGUUUUUUCUCAAUGACAGAAUAAAACUUUUGUUGUUUA
Molecule: messenger RNA, 1941 nt
Organism: Chenopodium quinoa (quinoa)
Lineage: Eukaryota; Viridiplantae; Streptophyta; Magnoliopsida; Caryophyllales; Amaranthaceae
Product: jasmonic acid-amido synthetase JAR1-like
Exons: 5
Coding region: 1-1839 (612 amino acids)
Cellular component (GO): cytoplasm
Molecular function (GO): acid-amino acid ligase activity
Source: RefSeq, a predicted model, not a curated record